UAUAAACUCAAACUAAUAAACAGUGAGUGUUUCUGGGCAUUUAUUGGCUCCUUUGUUUCCUGAGAGACAUGACGUCACCGCUACAGACAGAGCAGCCAAUCAGAGCGCAGAGCAGCUGGUCUCCAUGGUAACGAGGGAUCGCUUGGAGCAGAGCAGCGUCGGACUGAAGCUGAGAACGAACUGGGAGAACUGGGAGAACUGGGAGAACUGGGAGAACUGGGAGAACUGGGAGAACUGGGAGAACUGGGAGAACUGGAGGAGAAACUGUCAUGGCAGGAACAUCCAGACACGACCGGGCCAUGGCCCAGAAGGCCAAGCAGCAGCUGUCGGGAUGUUCUGACCCGGUGGAGCGGCUCCGGCUCCAGUGUCUGACCCGAGGCUCGUCUGGGAUCAAAGGCCUGGGCAGGACCUUCAGGGUCAUGGACGACAACGAGAGCCGCUCCCUGGACUUCAAGGAGUUCCUGAAGGGCCUGAACGACUACGGGCUGCUGAUCGAGAAGGACGAGGCCGCCGCCUUGUUCCGCCACUUCGACCGCGACGGCAGCGGCUCCAUCGACUUCGACGAGUUCCUCGUCACCCUGAGGCCUCCCAUGUCCAAGUCCAGGAAGGAGGUGGUGAUGGAGGCAUUCAGGAAGCUGGAUAGGACCGGAGACGGCGUGAUCACCGUGGACGACCUGAGGGGCGUCUACAACGCCAAGUACCACCCAAAGUACCAGAACGGGGAGUGGACCGAGGAGCAGGUGUUCCGGACCUUCCUGGACAGCUUCGACUCUCCGUACGACAAAGACGGGAAGGUGAGCAAAGAGGAGUUCCUGAACUACUACAGCGGCGUCAGCGCCUCCAUCGACAGCGACGCCUACUUCAUCCUGAUGAUGAGGAACGCCUGGAAGCUCUGAUGAAUGACGAGUCGUAUCAUAAUGUUUUACAGCCAUCACUAUUGAUAAUAAUACUGAUAUUAAUGGUUCACUGAUAUCACAUAAUUGAUGUCCAUUUUUAGGAUGUGAAGCUUUACUUCAACAUUUCAACAGAAACUUUUAUUCUUCAUGAUCAAUGAUUGGUUAAUGACGGUUAAAUAAAGGUCCUAGUUCAAACCUGGCAGUAUGUACAGAACAUUAAUAGAGACAAAGCGGAGCAGUACAUUCUUGUCUGGAUGCUUGUGACGUUUGGACCGGGUCGGAUUUUACAGCAGCAGCGCCGACCCGACCACAAUCAGAACAAACAGGUUGCAACAGGAAGUCCCCACUCGGCAUGCGGCGCGU
Messenger RNA from Poeciliopsis prolifica (blackstripe livebearer), 1259 nucleotides. It is a transcript of the gene capslb, whose product is annotated as calcyphosine-like b. Gene Ontology annotation, molecular function: calcium ion binding. NCBI's taxonomy places the organism in Eukaryota, Metazoa, Chordata, Actinopteri, Cyprinodontiformes, Poeciliidae. The record is from RefSeq and is a predicted model, not a curated record.